Triticum turgidum subsp. durum (durum wheat) is the source of this 1044-nucleotide messenger RNA. NCBI's taxonomy places the organism in Eukaryota, Viridiplantae, Streptophyta, Magnoliopsida, Poales, Poaceae. The record is from the annotation of a GenBank genome assembly.
AUGCUUUCGGGGUGCUCGGUGUCCAGUCUCGCGGCGAGGUUUGCCUUCUUCCCGCCGGACCCGCCCACCUACGCCCUCCGCAAGGACGAGGCCACGGGCCGCCUCGUCGCCUCCGGCGUCCCGCGGGACAACGCCUUGGAUGUGCUGCUCCUCGACACCACCAGGGGGACCAAGGUCGUCGCCUUCUACCUCAGGAACCCCUGCGCGCGCCUCACCCUGCUCUACUCGCACGGCAACGCCGCCGACCUCGCCCAGCUCUACGAUCUCUUUGUGCAGCUCAAGGUCAAUCUCAAGGUCAAUCUGAUGGGAUAUGACUACUCGGGGUACGGAGCAUCUACUGGCAAGCCAAGUGAAGAGAAUACAUAUGCAGAUAUUGAAGCAGUUUACCAGUGCUUAGAAACCGAGUAUGGAAUCAGCCAGGAAGAGCUUAUCCUGUAUGGGCAAUCUGUUGGCAGUGGGCCCACAUUGCAUUUAGCAUCUCGUUUACCAAGAUUGCGUGGUGUGGUUCUUCACAGUGCUAUACUGUCAGGCCUCCGUGUUGUUUGCCAUGUGAACUUUACUUUUUGCUUCGACAUUUACAAAAAUGUCAAAAAAAUAAAGAAGGUGAAAUGCCCAGUGCUUGUUAUUCAUGGGACCGACGACGAUGUUGUGAAUUGGUCACAUGGUAAUGAGUUGUGGAAACUGGCAAGGGAACCGUAUGAUCCACUAUGGAUCAAAGGAGGUGGUCACUGCAACCUGGAGCUGUACCCUGACUUCAUCCGCCACCUCUCCAAGUUCAUCCGCGAAAUGGAGAGCGUGACAACGAAAAUGAGGCUGAAGAAGAUUCGGCAGUCCCUCGAGCCGACAAAGACGGCAUACCGCGCGAACACGGCAACAACUACCACCUUCACCACCAACUGUUGCUGCCGUAUUCGAGUUCGCAGACCGAGCUGCAAUCUCAGCUGCAGCUGCUGCGAUGCACUGAGGAAAUGCUUUGCAUUUGGUGCAUUCAAGUGCCCAGCCUGCUGCAGCUGCUUCAAGUGCUGCUGCUGCUGUGGUGGAUAA